AUGUCAACCGCAAACCAUACUGAGUUCACAGAGCGAAAAUUGAAAGAUUCGUGCACAGAAGAUUUAACAGGGGAUUUACGUUGGCACCUAACUUUUCUAUCGGUUGUGAACAUUUUCCUCGCCAUUACAGCCAUUCUUGGGAACACGCUGAUUCUUGUUGCUCUACAUCACGAGUCUUCCCUUCAUCCGCCAUCCAAACUCUUGCUUCGUUGUCUGGCUACAACUGAUCUGUCCGUUGGUCUUAUCUCCCAGCCACUCUCUGUUGCUUUUUGGAUCUCAAUUGUGGUCAGAAACUGGACUUUUUGCCGAUUAUUCAGUAUUCUGACUUUUAUGGCUAGUUACUUAUUGGGUUCCGUUUCUUUGUUGACGCUGACAGUAAUUAGCGUGGAAAGGCUUCUCGCCCUAAUGCUUGGGUUGCGAUACAGACAAGUUGUAACGUGUAGGCGAAUUUCCGUGACUCUGGCUUUUAUCUUGAUAGUAUCUACAGUGGCUGCAAUGAUCUCACGAUGGAAUGCCCUUAUCACAACAUGGUAUGGCUACAUUGGUAUAUCACUGAGUUUAACGACCUCAACUUUUUCCUACUCAAUGAUUUUCUGGAGGCUCCGCCAACACCAAACUCGACUACAUGUACAGACAAAUCAGAUGAGUACACUUGAUAUUGCCCGAUACAAAAAGGCUGUCUCGAGUGCAUUGUGGCUGCAGUUGGCAUUAAUAGCUUGCUAUCUGCCAUUUCAAAUUACAGAUAUUAUUUAUGAUCCGAACAAUGUUACACCAUCAGUCUUUCUCGCUGCUCAGCACACGUUUAUUUUAGUUUACCUAAAUUCAACAUUAAAUCCCAUUCUUUACUGCUGGAAGAUUGGAGAAGUAAGAGAAGCUGUGAACGACAUAUUAAGGAAAUGGUUUUGUUCAUCAUAG
This is a messenger RNA of Pocillopora verrucosa, 915 nucleotides long. The record is from RefSeq and is a predicted model, not a curated record. Lineage: Eukaryota; Metazoa; Cnidaria; Anthozoa; Scleractinia; Pocilloporidae.